GACUACUACCAGAUGGACAAGAAGAAGCUGGGUGAGGGCUCUUACGGAUCCGUCACCAAAGCCACCAACAUUUCUACCAAGGCCAUCCGCGCCGUGAAGACGAUCUCCAAGUCCCAGAUGAAGAACCUCGAGCGCUUCAAGCAGGAGAUCGCCAUCAUGANNAUGGACCACCCCAACAUCAUCAAGCUGUUUGAGUCUUUUGAGGACCACAGGAACAUCUACCUGGUCAUGGAGCUUUGCUCCGGUGGCGAGCUCUUCGAUCGCAUCAUCGAGUCCGGCCACUUCUCCGAGGUGCAGGCAGCCAUCCUCAUGCAGCAGAUCAUCCGUGCCAUCUAUUACAUGCACGAGAACCAUGUGUGCCACCGUGACCUGAAGCCGGAGAACUUCCUGUUCAUGACCAAGGAUCCCAUCGAGAAGAACUUCCUGAAGAUCAUUGACUUCGGCCUGAGCUGCAAGUUCACCCCCGGCAAGCCCUUGUCCACCAAAGCCGGCACGCCCUACUACGUGGCUCCCCAGGUCUUGGCCGGUAACUACGACCAGCUGAGCGAUCUCUGGAGCUGCGGCGUGAUCAUGUACGUUCUCCUCUGCGGCUACCCGCCCUUCUUCGGAGACACCGACUCGGAGGUGCUGGCCAAGGUUCGCUUGGGCAACUUUAACUUCAACCCCGCCGACUGGAAGAACGUCUCCGAGGAUGCGAAGACCUUGAUCCGUCAUCUGCUGAAGAUGAACCCAAAGGAUCGCUACACCGCCGAGCAGGCCCUGAACCACGAGUGGAUCAAGAACAAGGCGCCGAAAGCGUCCCACGUGUCCCUUCAGUCCAACUUCGUGGACAACCUGCGCGGCUUCCGCUCGCAGAACAAGCUGAAGAAGGCUGCCUUGCACAUCAUCGCCGGCCAAUUGAAUGAGGACCAGAUCAAG
Messenger RNA from Symbiodinium sp. CCMP2456, 918 nucleotides. Lineage: Eukaryota; Dinophyceae; Suessiales; Symbiodiniaceae. The record is from the annotation of a GenBank genome assembly.